Molecule: messenger RNA, 6297 nt
Organism: Hemiscyllium ocellatum (epaulette shark)
Lineage: Eukaryota; Metazoa; Chordata; Chondrichthyes; Orectolobiformes; Hemiscylliidae
Gene: prkd3
Product: protein kinase D3
Exons: 20
Coding region: 385-3102 (905 amino acids)
Biological process (GO): protein phosphorylation
Molecular function (GO): ATP binding; protein serine/threonine kinase activity
Source: RefSeq, a predicted model, not a curated record
GGGGUGGAGGGACAUGAAGUACAGAUGAAGUGGACGGAACGAAGUGUUCUGAAGAAAACUUCAGCAACUAGGUGGAAAAGAGGUAUUUCCGGUGACGGAUUGAACGUCUGGCGACGGCGGACUGAAACUACAGAACAGCGAGAGAGGGAGAGUGAGAGAAGGCGAGAAGAGGAAAGCAGAGUUGCGGGGGGGAGGGAACAUGAGUGGAACUUAACUAGGCUGCAGCUAAACAAACUUCUCACCAAAUGUUAGCCCGCUAAUCCUUGUAUCCUUGUCCAAAUAGACAAACCGACUGCAGUUUUGCCCCUUUUUAAAAACAUUUGUUGUUUUAGUUUUGGAACGCUGGAAGUUUCUAAAUUGAAAUUUAUCGCCUAGAGAAGCCAGAUGUCAGCCAACAGCAGCAACUCAUCUCCUCCCGUGUCGCAGAAAUUGUUACCGCCAGUGUUGCCGUUGCCUGCCUCCUCGCCGACCCCAUCGCUGUCCCCGCCCGCUAGCGGUGUAUUGUCUGGCCGGCUUUCCAACGGGAGCCUCAGCGCCCCGAGUCCCACCAAUUCCCGGGGAUCCUUCAACGGCGUCUCCUUCCUCCUGCAGAUCGGCCUCACCCGGGAACCAGUUACCAUCGAGGCUCAGGAUAUCUCCCUCUCCGCCGUCAAAGACCUUGUUUGCUCUAUUGUGGAUCAAAAGUUCCCAGAAUGUGGCUUUUUUGGAAUGUAUGACAAGAUCUUACUCUUUCGCCAUGACCUCAAUUCUGAGAACAUCCUACAGAGGCUGAUAUCAGCAGAAGAAAUUCAUGAAGGGGACUUGAUUGAGGUUGUUCUUUCUGCACUAGCUACUGUUGAAGAUUUCCAGAUCCGACCACAUGCCCUUUAUGUGCACUCUUACAAAGCCCCAACUUUCUGUGACUACUGUGGAGAAAUGUUAUGGGGAUUAGUACGACAGGGCUUGAAAUGUGAAGGAUGUGGUCUCAACUAUCACAAACGAUGUGCCUUCAAAAUCCCAAAUAACUGCAGUGGAGUGAGGAAGAGGCGCCUGUCCAAUGUGUCUUUGCCCGGGCUCUCUGUUCCAAGGCCCGCACCAUCGGAUUCUGUGUCAGAGGAGGGGCUAUAUCCAGGGAUACAACCAAGAAGUGAUGAAAUUCGUUUAAUUAAGCGUUGUCACCAAGAAACCAGCAAAAGAAUUCCCUCAUGGAGUGGACGCCCAAUCUGGAUGGAAAAAAUGGUGUUGGGGAGGGUGAAAGUACCACAUACCUUUGUCAUACACUCUUAUACACGUCCCACGAUUUGUCAGUACUGCAAGCGGUUAUUGAAAGGACUGUUUCGACAAGGAAUGCAAUGUAGGGACUGCAAGUUUAAUUGUCACAAGCGAUGUGCAUCAAAGGUGCCCAGGGAUUGUCUUGGUGAAGUUGUUUUUAAUGGAGAACCAGCCAGCCCAGGACCUGACUCUGAUAUGCCCAUGGAGGUAGAUAGCAGUGACAUGAACAACGAUGGGAGUAGAAUGUUGGAUGAUACAGAAGAGCCGUCCACCUCAGAAGAAAAGUUGUAUUUUAUGGACUCAUCUGAUCUAGAUGGUGACAAAGAUGAAGAACCUGUCAGAACAAUCAGUCCUUCAACAAGCAACAAUAUUCCUCUCAUGAGAGUAGUACAGUCUGUCAAGCACACAAAGAGGAAGAGCAGCACAAUGGUGAGAGAAGGUUGGAUGGUCCACUACACCAGCAAAGACAAUCUAAGAAAAAGACAUUACUGGAGGCUAGAUAGCAAGUGCCUUACACUGUUUCAGAAUGACACUGGAGCCAAGUACUACAAGGAAAUCCCACUGUCAGAAAUCCUGCAGUUGGAUCCACCUCGGGAUUUUACAAAUCUGGCUCAAGGCAGCAACCCUCACUGCUUUGAGAUCAUAACUGACACCAUGGUUUAUUAUGUUGGAGAGAAUCUCGGAGGCAACUACCAGAAUCAUGCCCUGGCAGCCACAGGAGUAGGUUUAGAUGUUGCUCAGAGCUGGGAGAAGGCCAUUCGUCAGGCCUUGAUGCCAGUCACUCCACAAGCCAGCGUGUGCACCACUGCAGGACAAGGCAAAGAGCACAAAGAUCUAUCUCUCAGCAUUUCUGUAUCGAACUGCCAAGUCCAGGAGAAUGUGGAUAUCAGUUCUGUGUACCAAAUCUUUGCUGACGAGGUGCUGGGUUCAGGGCAGUUCGGAAUAGUUUAUGGUGGAAAGCACAGAAAGACUGGAAGGGAUAUGGCAAUCAAAGUGAUUGACAAGAUGAGAUUCCCCACAAAGCAAGAAAGUCAGCUUCGCAAUGAGGUGGCCAUCCUUCAGAACCUUCAUCAUCCUGGAAUUGUAAAUCUUGAGUGUAUGUUUGAAACUCCUGAAAGAGUCUUCGUCGUCAUGGAAAAACUUCAUGGAGACAUGCUGGAAAUGAUUCUAUCCAGUGAGAAAAGUCGACUGCCAGAGCGUGUCACCAAAUUUUUAGUCACACAGAUUCUGGUGGCAUUACGACACUUACACUUUAAGAACAUCGUACACUGUGACCUUAAGCCUGAGAAUGUACUACUUGCCUCAGCAGAUCCUUUCCCUCAGGUAAAACUCUGUGACUUUGGAUUUGCUCGUAUUAUUGGUGAAAAAUCUUUCCGACGAUCUGUGGUGGGAACCCCAGCCUACCUAGCACCAGAAGUCCUCCGGAGCAAAGGCUACAAUCGAUCCCUUGAUAUGUGGUCCGUAGGGGUUAUAAUCUAUGUGAGCCUCAGUGGCACUUUCCCUUUCAAUGAAGAUGAAGAUAUUAAUGACCAGAUUCAAAAUGCAGCAUUUAUGUAUCCACCAAAUCCAUGGAAAGAAACCUCUAGCGAAGCCAUUGAUCUAAUUAACAAUCUGUUACAAGUAAAAAUGAGGAAACGUUACAGUGUGGACAAAUCUCUGAGUCAUCCUUGGUUACAGGAUUAUCAGACCUGGCUGGAUCUCCGAGAGUUUGAGACCAGGAAAGGAGAGCGUUACAUCACACAUGAAAGUGAUGAUGCACGAUGGGAGGAAUAUUCCCUGGAACAUAAUCUCCAGUACCCCAAGCACUUCAUCAUGGCACCGAAUUUAGAUGAUAUGGAAGAAGAUCCUUAAUGUAUCAAACUGAACAAACUGCCAUGACUGAUUAACAUCACAGCUCUGUUGUGGAAAUAUACUGCCACUGGGGUAAAGGAAGCCAAGACUUGUUGCUGCUUGACGUACAGCACAGCCAAAGUGGAUUAGAUACUGCCCAGCUCUUUACAUCAGUCCAUGUGACAAUAAUGAGGGAUGAUGUAAAUGAAGACUAUGUAAGCCUGUAGCAUAUUUCAGUUACACAGGUGCAGACUUGGUGACUGGUGUAUGUGGACAAUUGAAUGCUGUGAGCUUUAGAUUUUAAACCAAACAUUCCUUUUCUAGUAUUUAGCUGGUUUAAUACUAUCCACCCAAGUACCUCCUCUGGUAACUAGUCACUUUGUACCAAGCCAUAAAUGUACUUGUUUACUAAAUGCAAAGCUAGAUCAGAUAAUCUUUUUUUCAUAAGUGUUUUAUUUUUUACAAGAUAGAAAGUUACAGCGAAAAAUUGUCCAUUGCAGGACAAGGGCUAUUGCUUGGACCAAAUUCAGUUUAAAUAAGGAUUUCCUCUUACUAAAGUUGAUUGGUACUUUGAGUAAAUCAUCAGUUUGUUCCAUUUUGUACACAUGAUUGAGACAGUAUUUACACAUGAAGGGUCUCUUACGAAAUGACAUUAUCACCUUCUUUGAUUACUUUGUAAAGUUGAUGUCAUUGAGUUACCAAAACUUCCUUGUGUGUAAGUUUUAUGAGAUAAUAUAAAGCUAUAGCAUCUCUUUCCUAAUGCUGAGUAUAACAUUGGCAGAGCAAUAUCUCCAGUAGUCACUCAGUUGCUGAUCCAUUUGUACUAUGGUUCAAAAUAUGACAGUCAGUGUUACAAUGAAGUGAUAUUGAUUGGAUUAGAAUGAAGAAAUGGUGCUAAAGGAGGAAUACUGGAGUGCUAAAAUCCACUUACAUCUGGGACCCAUUACACUAGAUUAAGCUAUAAAUUCUACAGUGGAGCAAUGAUGCAGCUCGAGGGCGCACAUUUUCUGGAGUUUUAGUUGGAAACACAUACUUUAUUGGCAUCUUGCCACCUGAAGGCACUGUGGAGACAUUUUGCUUUGAAGGUGCCAGGAAGUCUACUCAUUUAUGUAACUCCCAGUGGUGACUGGUACUGUUGUUAACAAUGUAGAUUUUGUCUUGUCAUCUCUUCAUGAUAGCAGGACAAAUCCCAUCUGUGUGAAGCCCAUCAUUUUCAUUUUAUUAACAGUUUUAAGAUGCUGCAGGUCCAAGUUCCACAAAUUAAUAAUGAGUCACUUCUGUCAGCUGCUACCAAUCGGAUUAUUGAUUGCAGGAAUGACUAAGUAGUACUCUGUGCUUGCAUCUGAACAAUCAAAUGAAGAUCUUUGCCACAUCAUUCCAACCAGAGUGCAGUAUUAAUGGGCAUACAAGAAAAGAAAUAAUGGUUGAAUGGCCUUGUUGUUUAUGAUACCAAGAAGGUACACAUUCCCAUUGCAGACAAAAGCCUGGAUGAGCAUUCGUAUUAUGAUGAGUCCAGCUUCUACUUAUCUGCUCCCUUAUUCUUGAGACAGUGCAAUUCUUGAAUAGUUGAGGCCUUUGACUUCAAACUUCACAUAAAAAUAAUUUGUCUCUGAACUGGUGGAAUAUGGCAGGGCUGGUGUGGUGGAUGUGGGUAGGGCAAGUCCUGCUUCUUAUUGCAGUUUUAUUAAGAGGAGUUUUUCAAGAAAUGUGUACUUUUAAAAUCCUGUAUAGAUGAAGCCCGUGGCACAGCCUUUUAUCUUAAACUAUCAGUUCAACCCAAACUCUUGAGAAAUUUCACAGGAUGAAAUGCAUAAUUUGAAGAUAGGCUAUGCAAUUUGAAAGAAAACAUGAUAGCUAUCUCCCUGUCAAUAGCAUGUGCUUGUGUCCUUACUGUGUGCACUGUGAUGUACAUACAUGUCUAAUUGACAUUAAAUAUUCCACUCGUACGUGUUUUUAUUCAAAAAUACUUUAUAUUUCCCUUCUGAAGUUGGACAGCAUUUUUGUAAAUCGUGUAAUGAAAUUUCAACAGUUUGUUUUUUUAACCAGAUGUGUACCUUUGAUAAAAAUAAAUAUCACAGCAUACAACAGCAAUAUUUUAAGGAUUAAAAAUUAUAGGUGAGAAAUGAAAGAUUGAACAGUAUGUUGCAUUGACAAGCACUCCUAUUACAAAUAGCAAUCGACUGUUGCUUUUCAAUAUAGGCAGGCCUAAAGAAUGAUUGGCAAUCAGUUAAAGUUCAUUUUUCCCCUGACAACAGAUGCCUGUUGACAAUUAAACGUUUUGCUGCUUAAUGUCAGUGCUGCAUCUGUGAGGUUCAUGAGAUCACAGGUAGUAUCAAUCAGGCUUGCAGAGGUAGCUGGCUGUAUCAGCAGCCUCCCAUUCAUAUAAGGUUGAACUGCAGCCUCUUUUAUUCCACAACUGGAAACUAAUAAUGAAUGGAUUUGAAAAGUAGAAUUUUUCCAGUAAACAUUUUCAACUGGGUGUAUUCAUUGCUUCAUAGUGUCCAUUGUGAAGGGUGCCUUGAAGCUGAGUUUUCUUUUGUUUGGGAGAGACAAGAGUCCAUGUUGCCCAAGUAGAAGCAUGCAAGUACUAGCUUCAUAUAUGUUGAUAUUUGUAUGAACCUCAAAUAGUGCAGUAUCAGCGGAAAUUCCAGUUUCUCUGCAAUACUGUUGCAAUUCACAUUUUCCACCAAAACGUCCAGCUUAUUGUAUACAUGUAAAUCCGAGAACACAGUGAAUUGCUUUCAAUGUUAAUAUUGUUAUUUUCAAAACACUUUCAUUGACUUAUCCCAUUCUAUUUGAGAAACCUUCUCCAGCCUUCAAUCUCAAUCUGCAGCCUCAAGUUCUUUGACUCUAAAUCUUAAGUUCUAGAUUUACUGGAACAUCAGAGAUGGAUAUUACAUUUACAUAUAGACCUGUCAUUCUUUGCUAAAUUCAUCUCACCUAUUGCAAUUCUUCAUGAUUUUAUGCAGCUACUAAAAACCUCUUCAACUGUGCCUUAAAUCAUUUCCCUGUCUCUAAGUUCCUACAUUUCUUGUUGAUGCCUACCUUCCACAUCUGUAAAAUGUUGUUUUAUGUGAUAAAUGGAAUAGAAAUGCAAAUUGCUGGCAAACUAUUUUUCCACAUAUCAAAAAAGCUGGCCCUUUAUAAAAAGACACAUUGUCACAAAAUAAAAGUAUAUGAUUUAACUGAUCUGUAUGGACCUUUUAAAUUCAUUUU